UUUGUCAAAUGUCAAACUCAAGUGCCUCAAAUCUGUCGUAAAUCGCAACAGAAAUCUCAAUAUUUUGCUUGUGUUUGAAGGUGUUUCAGAUUUAUUUACACAGCACAAACAGCAUUUAGCAUGGCAUUAGCACUACAAAGACGCGCCAAUGUGCGGUUACCACCAGAAGUAAACAGAAUUCUGUACAUCAGAAAUCUGCCUUAUAAAAUAUCUGCUGAAGAAAUGUAUGAUAUAUUUGGAAAAUAUGGUGCCAUAAGACAAAUACGAGUUGGUAAUACACCUGAAACCAGAGGAACUGCAUUUGUUGUAUAUGAAGAUAUAUUUGAUGCAAAAAAUGCUUGUGACCACUUAUCUGGUUUUAAUGUAUGUAACAGGUACCUAGUAGUUCUGUAUUAUAGAUCUAACAAAGCAUUUAAAGGUAUGGAUAUUGAAAAGAAACAAGAAGAAUUAGACACAUUGAAAAAGAAAUAUGGCAUUUCAACUGAAGAACUUCGCAAGUAAUGAUAAGUACUAUUUGUAGGUUAAUAUUAUUAUGUUCUACUACUUUAAUGAAAUAAAUGACUAUUCUAAAAUG
This is a messenger RNA of Manduca sexta (tobacco hornworm), 574 nucleotides long. RefSeq names its product splicing factor 3B subunit 6 (gene Sf3b6). Lineage: Eukaryota; Metazoa; Arthropoda; Insecta; Lepidoptera; Sphingidae. The record is from RefSeq and is a predicted model, not a curated record. Gene Ontology annotation, molecular function: mRNA binding. Gene Ontology annotation, cellular component: nucleus; cytoplasm; ribonucleoprotein complex. The transcript is spliced from 3 exons. The coding region runs from base 121 to 501 and encodes 126 amino acids.